GAAGUCCACGAUCUGCUGAGUGACUAUGAGCUGAAAUACUGCUUUGUGGACAAAUACAAAGGGACUGCGUUUGUCACCUUGCUCAACGGGGAACAGGCGGAAUCGGCCAUCAAAAAAUUCCACCUGAGCAAACUCCGGGAGAAGGAGAUUUCGGUGCAGCUGCAGCCUACGGAUGCCCUCCUGUGUAUCGCCAACCUCCCCCAACUCUACACCCAGCAACAAUUCGAGGAGCUGGUCCGACCUUUUGGCAACCUGGAACGUUGUUUCCUGGUCUACAGUGAAAAAACGGGACACUCCAAAGGUUACGGAUUUGUGGAAUAUAUGAAAAAGGAUUCGGCGUCCAGAGCCAAGUCGGAUCUGCUGGGGAAGCAGCUGGGCACACGGACUCUCUACGUCCACUGGACGGACGUCAACCAGUUGACGUUAGAACUUCUCCAUUCCAAGUGCUUGUGCGUCGACAAGCUGCCCCACAACUACGCCGACGUCGAGGAGCUGCGGCAGGUCUUCUCCGCCGCCUGCGCUCCCACUUUUUGCCAGCUGGCCUAUGGUCAGGACGGGCAGCUGAAAGGUUUCGCGGUCCUGGAGUACGAGUCGGCGGAGAUGGCAGAGAUGGUUCAACAGGCUACGGACGGUUUGCCGCUCGCUGGGAAUCACGUCCGAGUCUCCUUUUGCGCUCCUGGCCCUCCCGGUCGCAGCAUGUUGGCUGCCCUGAUUGCCGCGCAGGCGACGGCGCUGAAUCGUGGGAAAGGGCUCCUCCCCGAGCCGAAUAUCCUCCAAAUUCUCAACAGCCUGGGAAACCCCGCUUCCCUCCAGCUGCUGCUCAACCCCCUGCUCCACGGGGCCGUUGGAGGAAAACAGGGAAUCCUCGGCGCCGCUCCCUCCGUGCCGCUGGUGACCAACCCGGCCCUCUCCACCGCUCUCCUCCAACUCGCGCUUCAGAACCAAACCCAAGCGCAGCAGGUCUCGCUCCUGGGGGAGCCCCCCAAAGAUUUCAAGAUUCCUCUCAACCCCUACCUGAACCUGCACAGCCUCUUGCCGGCAAACAGCCUGGGCGGUGCCGCUAACAAAGGGUUUAAUCUGAAAGCCGGCGUUUUGGGGAGCGUCUCCAACCCCCGGAUCUCCCAACCCUCCUUGGCCGAUCCGCUCCUACCCUCGCCUGGGCUGGCUGGAGACGGGCACGCCUUUG
Molecule: messenger RNA, 1186 nt
Organism: Pelecanus crispus (Dalmatian pelican)
Lineage: Eukaryota; Metazoa; Chordata; Aves; Pelecaniformes; Pelecanidae
Source: RefSeq, a predicted model, not a curated record